UCAACCCAAGCGAGAAGCUACAACGUGCUAAUUGCGCGAGAAACGUAGUGCAGACUUGACGGUGUUAUGGGUGUGCUCAUGCUAUUGGAGUGGGUGUAGCUGAGUGCUGUGGCUUCGCGCAUGGCCUGUGUCCCCGCCGAUUCUAUGGGCGUCUAUGGCUCUCUGAGCCCCUGCCAUGUUUGGCAGAAGCAAGCAGGAUGUCGUCAGGUGCGACCAGGUUGGACUAUUUGCUUCUGUCAACGCGCACCGCAGAGUCAAUCGUGCAGACUACUAUGCAAAGCAGUCUCGAGACUGGGGCAAACCCGACUGGGCAGGGGCGCCAUCAUUGCCAAACACGCUCGCUAUAACAAUGAUCAGCACUUGUCGGUCAUGGGGCCCACGGGUAAGGAGGACAUGGUCACGUUGUCAAUGCAAUUGUAAAGUGAAUGGGCACAGGGCGAGCUCGAAUGGCAGCAGAGGCCCCCUGGUCGGGACCCAAGGCUGGCCCAGGCGAUCCCAUCUCGUGCUGGCACUGCCGGGGCCUAGUCUCACCCAGUCUCCACGCCCCAAAACCUCUGCUGGGGGAGCUUAUUAUGUCAACCCGACCUACCUUAAUUUUUGUCCACUGUCCAGUGUUGCCAAGGUGGUGUUGCUCCUCUUCCCGCCUCGCCAUCCCGUCUCGCCCGCCCGUCCCGCGUGCUCGUCAGCUAAGCUUCCCAGCAGCCCGCAGACCGCAUCACCGGCUCCUGUCUGGUCUGUCCUGCCGACUGGCAUCGCUCCGCUGCUCGCCAAGCUCGAUCGUGGCCAGCUCCGCAGCUCCACGACUCCUCCACCGUCUCGGACCGCUUCCUGCACGAACAGCCGCAUCUUGCCAUCGCCGGCCGGAUGAACAAGCGUCCCUUUCGUCGAUAAUCCAGCAAUUUCGAGCGCUCUCAUAAUUCAAUCUCUUCGAAUACUGCUCGUUGAUUUCGAUACGUGUGGUGCCACUCUUCCCACAGCCUCUCGAUCCCAAGUUCUGCGUCAUUCUCCGCACCGGUGACUUAUUAGAGCCCCAAGCGGCUG
Messenger RNA from Microdochium trichocladiopsis, 1041 nucleotides. RefSeq lists its product as uncharacterized. The record is from RefSeq and is a predicted model, not a curated record. NCBI's taxonomy places the organism in Eukaryota, Fungi, Ascomycota, Sordariomycetes, Xylariales, Microdochiaceae. The coding region runs from base 176 to 868 and encodes 230 amino acids. The transcript has a single exon.